AUGCAACAGAUUUCGGGGCGGAGCGGACGGUACUACUUCUCGCGAUCCAACCUCUUCCGGUCCUCUUUCCAGCUUCCCGUGCAACAUGAAUUAUUGAGGUUUAUUUGUCAAGCUGUAAUUUUUAACGCUUUUCUAACUCUGGCAUUUGUAUUACAGACCAAGAAGAGAAGGAAUAACGGUCGUGCCAAGAAGGGCCGUGGCCACGUGCAGCCCAUUCGCUGCACCAACUGUGCCCGAUGUGUCCCCAAGGACAAGGCCAUCAAGAAGUUUGUCAUCAGGAACAUAGUGGAGGCUGCGGCCGUGAGAGACAUCACAGAGGCCAGCGUCUUUGACUCUUAUGUUCUGCCCAAGCUCUACGUGAAGCUGCACUACUGUGUGAGCUGUGCCAUCCACAGUAAAGUGGUGAGGAACCGCUCCUGUGAGGCCAGGAAAGACCGCACCCCACCACCCAGAUUCAGGCCCGCUGCUGGUGCACCAAGAGCCCCUCCAAAGCCCAUGUAAAGCAGAAUUUGAAUAUGCUGUUGACCUGAAGAAUAAAUUCAAAAGUCUUUACAAAAA
Messenger RNA from Plectropomus leopardus (leopard coralgrouper), 558 nucleotides. Lineage: Eukaryota; Metazoa; Chordata; Actinopteri; Perciformes; Serranidae. The record is from RefSeq and is a predicted model, not a curated record.